CGUGGACAGAGUCCCACUCCAGCUGGAUGAAUAGUACAUGUGUGUGCAGCUGCACUCCACCCACAGGACCUCUCACAGCCACAGCAGCAGCACUCAUCCACACAGGCAGAGGGACAUGGGUACCGAGGGUGAGCGGAUCAGCAUGGAGGCGGUUGGUAGCGUUAGAGGAAGAGGGAGAGACUCGCCAAUCAACAUGAACCAUUACGCCACCAAGAAGACCCUGGCAGAGAGCAUGCUGGACGUGGCGCUGUUUAUGGCCAAUGCAACGCAGCUGAAAGCGGUGCUGGAGCAGGGCCCGGGCUUCACGUACUACGUCACCCUUAUCACCCUCAUCAGCCUGUCUCUGGCCCUGCAAGUCGUCAUUGGGAUCCUGCUGAUCAUUAUUGCUCGUAAGAACCUAAACAACGUUUCCAAGCAGCCGAGCCUGGAUCUGAUGAACAACGUGGCCACGGCACUCGUGUUCGUCACCGUUCUCAUCAAUAUCUUCAUCACAGCAUUUGGGGUGCAGAAAACGGGCCUCUACCCUUCGCGGGGGCCACGGGGAGUGCACUGAGUGUGCCGUUUACAGGUCUGCAACUGCCGAGGUUCACCGCCCCCUGCUGGAAUCUGCUGAUGUCCUUCAACUAAAACCAUUUCUGAGUGUUUUUUUUUAUUAGUAUUAGGAAUAAAUACAUUUCAUGUGAGGAUCCGGCUCAUCUCUGACAUCUGAUGCAGAAUCGCACCUGCUGGGCCCUUCUUAUGUAGACAAUACUUGCAAGUGUUGCAAUGCUGCAGGUUUAGUUUUGUAAAUGUAUAACAAUAAACUCAGUGCAUUGUGGGUCUGAUGACAAAA
Molecule: messenger RNA, 832 nt
Organism: Pseudophryne corroboree (corroboree frog)
Lineage: Eukaryota; Metazoa; Chordata; Amphibia; Anura; Myobatrachidae
Gene: NINJ2
Product: ninjurin 2
Exons: 4
Coding region: 38-553 (171 amino acids)
Biological process (GO): cell adhesion; tissue regeneration
Cellular component (GO): membrane
Source: RefSeq, a predicted model, not a curated record